AUGAUGAACGAGAGCGAGGAAGAUGAGAACAUCGCUCUCGCAGCGGAAGGACGAGCGGAGAUCGUCGAAGGAAAGUUCAGGGAACUGGGUAUCCCUCGCAAAUUCGACUACGAACGCGUCAAGGCCGCGAGAGCAAACCAAAUGGCGAGAUCACUGAUCCAUGAGGGUCGCGACUCCGUCUCGACUGCAUGGUUCGCCUGGUAUAUCGAUUUCAAUGUAUGGAACUUCAUCCAUGAGAAGUUCGCCAAAAAUGGCGACUACGAGACCUUCCCGUGGAUCGACUUCGAACCAGCCGUGAAGCCCAAGACCCCAGAAGACGCCUCCGCCUGGUUUGACGGCUUGAAGGACGCCAUCAAGCAAAAGUACGACCUUCCCGCCAUGGAGCGGAAGAAGCAGGGUCUCACCUUGAUGAGACCGGAGAACUACCUUGUGCGCGACCACGACAAAGUCGCCGCGCGUUUGCGCGAAGACACGUGGAACAACGUCUUCCCCGGAAGAGUGCCUCCCCACGGCAUCGCCUUUGAAGUCAUCGUUCCCUCUGCCGUCAAGAUGUUCUCGGAUCUGAAGUGGGACGUAACCCGGGGAGCGCAUCAUAUCCCGGAUACAGUCGGUAUUUCCACGGUUGGGCGAGUACACCGCCGCGGCCACUUUGUUAUGGCGAUGGUUCUCGGUUAUAACCCUGGCGUCGUUGACGACCCGCAGAGCAGAUUGAUUCUGGCCAAGACGUACGACCUCAUCUUGAAAUGGGCCGUGACGAUCAUCACCACCGGCAGAAGCAUGAAGCUCACUAGAGUUUUCAAAAACUUUGACCUGCCGCAGCCUGGACUUGAUGCUGUUGGAGAGGAUACAAUCAUGGGAGGCAUGGGAGACGAGAUGGAGCUCACGCGGGAGCAGCUCGCCCUCUGCGCUGAAGAGUUUGAUGUGCUUGAGAAUGGCAUUUUCCACCAGAACCUCGAGGGGAUGACUCGAGAGGACCUCCAGAAGGCUUGUCAUGAAGCGUGGAUGGAGAAGACAAACGAGUGGAAGGAAACGCUUGACGUCACGGUGUGGUCGUGGACUGAGGAGGUUUACUGGGCGAAGAAGAUUGCGGAGCCGUUUGACUCUUGA
Molecule: messenger RNA, 1107 nt
Organism: Colletotrichum lupini
Lineage: Eukaryota; Fungi; Ascomycota; Sordariomycetes; Glomerellales; Glomerellaceae
Exons: 3
Coding region: 1-1107 (368 amino acids)
Source: RefSeq, a predicted model, not a curated record